GUUGGUAACACUGUUCACGCCGCUCUUAGCUCUUUGUUUCCUUGUGGUGCUGGUGUAUACCUAGGAUCUGAAAAGAAAAAUAAGGCAAUUAAUUGUAAAUUGUGCAAAUAUUCGAUUUAAUUUAACUAAAGAUAUAUAAAAUGGUUGACAAAAUUGAUAUGGCGUUAGAUGAUAUAAUAAAGGCCAGUAAAAAGGGAGGAAGAGGCGGCGGAGCUGGAAGAAAAUUCGAUACCAAAAAACCAGUCCGAGGGGGUGGUGGAGGCUUUCGCAAUAAUCGUUCUGGAGGCGUAAUGCGUGGUAGAAAUCGCGGCGGAGUAUCCAAAUCAACAAAUUAUACAAGGGGUGAUGUUAACAGCACAUGGAAACAUGACAUGUUCAAUGAAUUCAGUGACAGGAAGAUACAAAGAGGUGCACCCAUUACAACUGGGCCAACUAAACUUCUUGUUUCCAAUUUAGAUUUUGGAGUUUCAGAUUCUGAUAUUCAAGAAUUAUUCUCAGAGUUUGGAAUUUUAAAAAGUGCCGCUGUGCAUUAUGAUCGAUCAGGCAGAUCUUUAGGUACAGCAGAUGUAGUUUUUGAAAGAAGAGCAGAUGCUUUAAAAGCAAUGAAACAAUACAAUGGUGUUCCUCUUGAUGGCCGUGCAAUGAAUAUCCAAUUAGCCACAUCAGAAAUUAGCACAAUAAGAGGAGAAAAUAGAGGUCGACCAGUCAGUGGUGGCGGUGUACCACCAAUGAGAAGGAAUUCCAAUCGAGGCGGUGGUGGUGGUGGCAAUGUUAGAGCUACAAACAGCGCAAGGCGAGGUAGUGGAGGACGCGGCGGCCGUGGAGGUGGCGCACGUGGCAAACGACCUGUGCCCACAGCAGAGCAGCUUGAUGCAGAACUGGAUGCUUAUGUUAAAGAAAUCAAGUGAUACCCACUAUUAAUUUAGGGUAAUGACAUUAUUGCCUAUAAGAUAGAUAAUACUUCAUAUUUUUAAUAGAACAACAUUUUGUAAAAAAACUUACAAGAACAACAUUGACAAAGCAGCAGAAGCAGAUUACAUUGAACGUUUCAAAUAAAUAAAUGAAUGGAAAUUAUAA
Messenger RNA from Zerene cesonia (dogface butterfly), 1077 nucleotides. RefSeq names its product THO complex subunit 4 (gene Ref1). The transcript has 4 exons. The record is from RefSeq and is a predicted model, not a curated record. Gene Ontology annotation, molecular function: mRNA binding. The coding region runs from base 141 to 908 and encodes 255 amino acids. Gene Ontology annotation, biological process: mRNA export from nucleus. Gene Ontology annotation, cellular component: nucleus. Lineage: Eukaryota; Metazoa; Arthropoda; Insecta; Lepidoptera; Pieridae.